This is a messenger RNA of Nycticebus coucang (slow loris), 951 nucleotides long. RefSeq names its product olfactory receptor 1030-like. The coding region runs from base 13 to 951 and encodes 312 amino acids. Gene Ontology annotation, cellular component: membrane. The record is from RefSeq and is a predicted model, not a curated record. NCBI's taxonomy places the organism in Eukaryota, Metazoa, Chordata, Mammalia, Primates, Lorisidae. The transcript has a single exon. Gene Ontology annotation, biological process: G protein-coupled receptor signaling pathway; sensory perception of smell. Gene Ontology annotation, molecular function: olfactory receptor activity; G protein-coupled receptor activity; odorant binding.
GUACCUAGGAAAAUGGUCAGAGGAAAUUCCACCUUGGUGACGGAAUUUAUUCUCUUGGGAUUAACGGAUCUUCCAGAGCUUCAGCCCAUCCUCUUCGUCCUGUUCCUGGUGAUCUACCUGAUCACUGUGGGGGGGAACCUGGGGAUGACGGUGUUGAUCAGGAUAGAUUCACGUCUCCACACCCCCAUGUACUUCUUUCUUGCCAGUUUGUCCUGCCUGGAUUUGUGCUAUUCCACUAAUGUGACUCCCAAGAUGUUGGUGAACUUCUUAUCAGAGAAGAAGACCAUUUCCUAUGCUGCUUGUUUAGUCCAGUGCUACUUUUUCAUUGCCAUGGUGAUUACUGAGUAUUAUAUGCUCGCUGUAAUGGCCUAUGACAGGUACGUGGCCAUCUGUAACCCUUUGCUUUACAACAGCAAAAUGUCCAAAGGUCUCUGCAUCCGCCUGAUCGCUGGUCCGUAUGUCUAUGGGUUCCUUAGCGGCUUGAUGGAAACCAUGUGGACGUACCGCUUGACCUUCUGUGGCUCCAAUGUCAUUAAUCAUUUCUAUUGUGCCGACCCACCCCUCAUCCGACUCUCCUGCUCUGACACUUUCAUUAAGGAGACAUCCAUGUUCGUGGUGGCAGGAUUUAACCUCUCCAACUCCCUCCUCAUAAUCCUCAUCUCCUACGUCUUCAUUCUCGUCGCCAUCCUGAAGAUGCGUUCUGCUGAGGGCAGGCGCAAGGCUUUCUCCACCUGUGGGUCCCACCUGGUGGCGGUGACUGUGUUUUAUGGGACCCUGUUCUGCAUGUACGUUAGACCACCCACAGACAAAUCAGUGGAACAGUCCAAAAUCAUUGCUGUUUUCUACACUUUUGUAAGCCCUAUGUUCAACCCCAUCAUUUACAGUCUGAGGAACAAGGAUAUGAAACAAGCUUUUUGGAAACUCAUGAGAAGAAAUGUGCUUUCAAAGUAA